Messenger RNA from Histoplasma capsulatum G186AR, 435 nucleotides. RefSeq lists its product as uncharacterized. NCBI's taxonomy places the organism in Eukaryota, Fungi, Ascomycota, Eurotiomycetes, Onygenales, Ajellomycetaceae. Bases 1 to 435 code for a protein of 144 amino acids. The record is from RefSeq and is a predicted model, not a curated record. The transcript is spliced from 4 exons.
AUGGAAGGGGGUAAAGCAGUAAAGUCGAACCCUAAAGCCGACCCUGUCAUAAUAAGAACACAAGACUCUGAAAAUCUCCUCCCCGUUCCACCCAGCCAUAUCGAUCCCGACUGGAAACGUCUCCCCACUCCCUUGUCAGGGGGCCACAUCGUGAAGCCAAAACGAUACCACGAAAGAUUGAUUGAUUUUCGGUACCCGCAAGCCCAAGCAAAAACGGAAACGACGAAUAUGGCGAGCAAAUUGGACUGGAUCGAUUCGAUGUCACCAGCAGAACAACGGCUUGAGGAAAAUCCCUGGAUUCCACAUUUGAUCGAAGAAUCUAUAUCUGUAUCUGAAAUAAGGUCUUGCAAGGUCAAGGUCGUAUGGCAACCUAGCAGCCUUGGAUUGAGGCAGGCAAACUCCGAACAAAAAUCGAUUCCAACACCGUCGGAAUAA